Messenger RNA from Plasmodium fragile, 4482 nucleotides. RefSeq lists its product as uncharacterized. The record is from RefSeq and is a predicted model, not a curated record. The coding region runs from base 1 to 4482 and encodes 1493 amino acids. NCBI's taxonomy places the organism in Eukaryota, Apicomplexa, Aconoidasida, Haemosporida, Plasmodiidae. The transcript has 2 exons.
AUGAGGAAUUUUCUAAACUAUGAUUGGAACAAGGAAGAGGAAAAUAUCAACAUGAUGAAAAGCAAUACCAGCGAAGGUGGCAUCCUUCCCCCCCUUAGCUGCACAUCCUCUUCCUGUUCAAAUUCACAGGAGGAGGAUUCAAGUGACGAGGAUACACAAAAGAUAUGCUUCAACAUGGAUGAGCUCACUAGUAGAGGUGGCGAAAAAUAUCUGAGCCUACUAAGCGCAGCAGAUUUUAAAAUAAUAAAAGGGGAGAAGAGUGAUAGAAGUUGUUUUCAGUCCAUGGAAGAGAUAAAGAGCUACCCACUGGAGGAAGGAAUGGACGAAACAAAACCGACGUAUGCUGUGGACAGCAAGCAAGUGCGUCGUUUGUUGACCUUCGAGCAUGAUAGCUCUUUUUGUUUUAUUAAGUAUAAACCCUACCAUGAAUUCAACGAAGAGAAGAGAAUUAAAAUAAAAAAGUACAAGGAGAAGGAAAAGAAGAAACAAAAAAAAAAAAUAGACAUUCGGUUUAUGCCUUUGUAUAUUAGCAUCGUAGGGGGACUCGACGUAUUCUUAUUUAAGUAUUAUCAACACAUUUGCGACACGUAUGUGAACUCCUACUUCUACCUGAACACAUACUACUUUGAAAAAUAUGUUCGUACAAAAUACGGUGAGAAAAAACACUCGGAGCAGCACCUCAUCCAUGACCCCUUUUACUACCACUACUUGUUCUUCAACAAGUUCGGUUGCCACGACAGCGCGAGGGCCGUUCAGGGCGCGCGCGUGGGCCCCCACGCCUACGUGAAGUUUUUUAACCGCAGGGGGGGGAAAGAAGCUAACAUGGUAUCGAGUUGUGUUAUGGGCGCACAACACAUGGACGCGGCUCGCAUGCACUUGGCAGACAUUUCUCAUAUGCGCAUGAAGGAAGAGGUCGUCCCGGAAGACGUCGCCACGGAAGAGGUCGUCCCGGAAGACGUCGCCACGGAAGAGGUCGCCACGGAAGAGGUCGCCCCGGAAGAGCUGACCAGGGAAAAAGUACCCCAUGAGGUGGGGAACAAAAUUAGAAGUGUAGUAGACAAGCGAAGCAAACAAUCCUCCAACGAGGUUGUUAGAAAAACUUCCAAAGGAUCAUCAGAUGAGAAAAAAAAAAAAAAAAAAAAAAUCACAAAUGAACCACACAACUGUGAAAACGAUAUCACGGAGAAGAAGGAUCACCAAUGCAAACAAUUUGAGCAGAAUUUUUUUUAUGCGGAAAAUGAACUAAGCACAGAUGAGGGGGAGGAAGACAGAGUUCCGAAGGAGCCCAAGGAAAUUCACAUUUUUAAAAGGCACUUAUUCAUCCUGGAGUAUUUAAAAGGCUAUUUUAGUUUCUCCAUUUUCACACGAAUGGAAAAUAUGAUUAGCGACAUGUUUGAAAACUACUUGUUGAAUCUGCCCUACGUGAACAGGUACGUCUUGGCGAGCAGCGGCGGAGGCGGAGGCGCAGACGAAGGCGUAGCCGGAGACGGAAGCGUAGCCGACGUGGAGUACCAAGUGUUGCCUGCCAAGGGGGCGGUAAGGGGAGCCAACCACUUCACCUCCAGCCAGUGCUUCGCCCCGGACAACGCGAGCUACCACGCCCUCGUGAGGGAGUGCUUCCUGGGGGCCGGCGGCGUGCAGCUCUCCAUGACGGUGGUCAACGUGGAGUACUGGAAGUUCGAAGACAUGAAGGAGGAAGACCCCCUCAUGAAGAAACUAAUGCCAGACACUUUAUCUGCCUACUUUCACACCAUUAAUAAAAUAUACCAAAAAAAAAACACAGACAAACAGCUAGUCUUCCUUUUUAAUUUGUGUUCCCUCGAUUUGACCGUGGACGAUCAUUUAUUCACUUUGAGUUUAACAGAAGGGUUAGUGUACUUGUUCUUAAACACCCUUGAGAUGAGGACCAUGGAUCUGUAUAAGGAGAAUUUACAAUCGGAGCAAUUCGAUACAAGUAAGGGUAUGUAUAAUUUUGACUUUAUAUUCAUUUCUUCUACUUACAAGUCCAGGGAGAGUAAAACGAUACACAUUAUUGUUAACGAGCGCAUUGUGCUGUAUGAUUUUCAUUUGGUUAAAAAGUCGGAGGAGGUUUCCACUUGCAAGGGUAGGAAGAGUUCCCGGGUGGCUGCUCCACGAGGGGCAGUAACGACACUCCGUGAACGAGUACCCAGUAAGGAAGAAGCGAGAACGAAGGCGUCGUCACUGAUGGAAACCUAUCGUCUGCAAAGCGACGUCCAGCAAAUAGACGUCCGCCAAAGAGACUCCCACCAAAGAGACGCCCACCAAAGAGACGCCCACCAAAGAGACGCCCACCAAAGAGACGCCCACCAAAGAGACGCCCACCAAAGAGACGCCCACCAAGGAAGAGGAGAGUCCAUAACACAGACGGACGACAAGCAUUGUGUGAAUGAGUCAGCCGAGGGGGAUGCCUUGCUCGAGUUAGAACAAUCUCACAUUAAAAAGAGGACAAAUGGAACAGGAAGUGAGAGUAUCCUCCGCGCAGCACAAGCAGCAACCACCUUAUCACCCCCCAAGGGAGAUACUCAAAAAGAAGGUCAAAAUAAAAUAUGCGACAUGGUCGAUGUAAAGACAAAGCACAUGGAUGGCAACACACAUGCUGCUGACCUAAGGAGGGAUUUACAAAAUGCACAACUAGUGGAACCUGUGACCAGGAAAAAUAUUUCAACAGAGAACGUUUAUUAUAAUUUAAAUUUCCUCAAAGAGUACCAGGAAAAUGAAAUAAAAAAGUUUAGAAGCAAAAAAAUGUUGGAUGAUGUAGAUGUGAAACUUUUUUUUACAGAAGAGUAUUUAAUUAAAAAGACGAAUUUGCCAGAUCGGUUCGUGCGGGAGACAUUAAAAAAGCUAGCUCGGAGGAAACUUCUACAAAGAAACACAUUCAAAGUUAUGAAUAAGAGGAAUAACAAAACCACUCAAUUCAUUGUUUACACGACAUCGGAGUUGGAUGCUGUGGGGGACACGGAUGUGUGUGAGAGGAGAGUAAAAGAGGAGGAAGUAGAAUCGUGGGAAAAGGUGCCCGAGGGAGGCGUGGCAGGGGGAUGUAGUCCUCUCCUCCAGCUGCGUGACACGGGUGAGAUGCGCACAGCACAAGGGGAACAGCUGGAAAAUGACAAAGAGCCACAACCUCAAGUGCGCUUGCCUCGAAGACAAGGAGGAACAACGCGUCCUGCAGCAAGGCAACGGUCGGAACAGCUCACGAGACAGAGAUCGAGUCGGCAGCGAGCGAACACUCCUGACCCCACCCCGAAGACCGACAGGAGAAGGAAGCUUCCAAUUGCACCCAGCGACUUGUCCGCCCAGAACAGCGACGAGGGUAAGCUUCAAUUGGCGAAGAAGCAGAAGUGCGCCAGGGGCAAAAGCGCAAGGGGGGAGGCUGCCGCCCCUCAGGAAUCGCCCCAGCCACAAUCGGCGUCAUCACCACCAUCGGUGUCAUCACCACCAUCGGCGUUACCACCCACAUCGGCGUCGUCACCACCAUCAGCGCCCUUACCAACGCCAUCACCUCCCGUCGUGAAAAUAAAAACCGAAGGAGCCACCACAGCAUCGCGAGAGCCAGUCGCGGGGGAAGCGACCAGCAAUGGACAGAUUAAAAAAGAAAAAGACACUCGCCCAGUUAGCAGUAGUGUAGUGAAAUUAGAGACUAGUAGUAUGGCUUCAUGUAUGAACAAUGCAUUAGGCACCUGUGGCCCGAAUGAAGAGAUUGCGAAGAGGGAGAGUGCUGCUGCCUUCAUCGCGAACGAUACCUGCGCCGCAACCACCACCAGCAGCGGGGUGAAGAAGGAGAGCAGCAGAGGGGGCGGCUCCACGGUGCAGGGGCCAGGUGCCGAGUCUUCCACCGGUCGCCGUAGACGCGCUGGUGCGCGCAGUGGCAAUCGUGGCAGGACGUGCAAGGGAGGCCAGGAAAAGGCACCCGACAUGAAUCACCCCGAUGAUAAAAAAAAAAGAACGAGAGGAAAGCGAGGCAACAAAUAUGCAAAAGAAAAACGAGUAGCAAAUAACUUAGUGUCCUAUCUGAGUGAGAGCAAAGGCAGUAGCGAUGGAACAGUUAAGGACCAUUCAGGAGUCAAGCAGGGAGAGGCAACCAACCCAGCAGGCAGUAGCUUUAACUGUAGUAGUAGUAUGAACGAGCCGGUGGAUUUCUUCCUGGACGACGUGGUGACGGACAACGAUGAGGAAAAGGAAAUUAAAAAAAGGAAGACAUUUGACAACCUCAACUUGGAAGAGCCUUACGAAUUCUACCAAAACCAUAUAUUAAAAAUAACGACCGAUCGUAUGAACAAAAUGAAGGCAGAGCCCGGGAGGAACACUUCCACUCCUUUAUUUCUUAUUGUGAGUAGCUUGAAUAGAAUCCUAACGGAAAAAGGAAUGAGCAAUUUGUCUCAGCCCAGUGUGCUGGCAAUUUUAAAUAUGAUGAUGAAGAAAAACAAAGUGGUGCGGGUCGGCGGCAACUGGCAGCCAACUUAG